CCCAGUCAAUUUUGAUGUAUAUUUUAAUCCAACUUGUAACACGCAUCUGUAUAGUACCCGUGUUGCAUCUAGAUCAACUUUUUCCUUACCACUUAUUCGCACUAAUUAUGGUUUAUUUAAUAUUCGAUUUUGUGGACCUAAGUUAUGGAACAAUAUUGAUGAAUCACUAAAAUCCUUAACUGAAUUUUCCUUUAAAAAGGAAUUUAAAAAUCAGCUAAUCGCCUUCUACUAGAAUUAAAUUCAUUUAUCCUUAAAUUAUCUAUUUAUAUAUCUAUAUUUAUUGGCUCAGUGUGUUUUUUCUUCUUUUUUUUCUUUGUAUUAUGUUGUAUUGUAACUGGUAUUGUUUUUUGUUUUGAAAUUUUGUAAAUAUUCUUUGAACUAGCUGCUUCUUGUUAUUCAGUAUUAUUUUUCGGUUAUAUUAAUUUGAAGGUCACCUGCCUAGUCUAGCUCCUUAAUAGUUAUUGCAGGUGGCCUAUACUCACUUCUUGUAAUUCAUAUGUAUUCUGUAAUUUCUAACUUUUUGUAAUUUCUGAGUAUUAAUAAAAAUUAUUGUUGUUGUUUAUCAACUAAGCAAUGACAAUUUCCGAUUGGUCCAUGCAAGAAAACGUGGGCGGAGACCAGCGCGCGAACGAGGAGGAACCAUGUCGAAAAGGCGCGGGAUGCAAUAGUGGCGAUGUUAGAUGUGGUGACACCAGGUGAUGGGGCACUUCUCUGGGAAGCGCUGCAGUCAUCGGCACUUGUGGAGGAGGCUCUGGGGAUACAAAAAACAUCUCCCGCAGAGGAAAAGUAUCUACUAGCACUCGCAGAAACAUACAGAAAUGCGUCUGGAUGGGACACGCGAAGACAAAUUCUUUCUGUGAUGGCCGACAUUGUACCCUUCGCACGUUUACAGCAGUAUUUGCCCAAUGUCACUGAAUACCGCGUCAAGAUUGCACAAAGUCACAGGCUGACGUUCGGUAGAGGCGUUCCCCGACCACCUACCAAAAGAGCACGAAUGAAAGUGGAUAACAGCCAGCUAGACCACUUCCUCACAUUCAUCACCAGCAGACAUAUCGUACAAGACCUGCCCUUUGGACAGAAGUACCUGAAACUUUCCACUGGAGAGAUCCUUGAAACGCCAAACGUCAUCAGAAGUAUGAUCCCUGAGCGUAUUGUUCAGCAAUACCAGCAUUAUUGUGAGGAGACAGCGUUCACUCCAUUUGGCCGAACCACCAUGUUGAACAUCCUAUCCGAAUGUUCUGCAACUGUGCGCAAGUCUUUACAGGGAUUUGACUACAUCGCUUCCAACGGAAGCAAAGCCUUUGAUGACCUGUGUGCUGCUGUGACGCGCCUUCAAGAGUGUGGAUCAAUCUCCAGGGAGUCCAAACACGAAUGGCAAAGUUUACUGAAAUCGGGUAAACACUAUUUGAAGUCCGACUACAAGGUAAAGUGCACUAGAACAGUGGUAAUCCAUCUUGAUUUGUAAUUGUCUUAUAAUUAAUAUAGAUAGAUAGAUAGAUAGAUAGAUAGUUCACUUUUUGCAGUACAAAUACUGAAUUGGUAAGCGAUUACAAUAUAAAUAAGACUGAAUACAAAUAAUAUUACAUUUAAAAAAUUACAACCUAUGCUAUGGCUUACUAAAAAGAUUAUAAAUAUUAAAACUAACACUAAUUUGUUGAAUUACGAUUAUUUAUGUCUAAACAACUAGCGAUGACAUACGAAUUCUUAAAACGUUCAGUAUAGAAUUUCGGAACAUGUAUCGUCUUGUUGGUUCGUAAUUGGUAAUUUAAUGGAGUAUCUAUUUUAGGGAUUAAAUUAUGAAGUUUAUGGUUCGGGUAGCAAAACUAAUAACUAUAACCUCAAUUUGUAGGUUCAUGUGUCGAGAUCGGGCACUGUAGCUUGACCACCGCAGCACAUUUGCGCUGAGUGAAGCAAAAGACAAAUGUUUCAGUAGCACUUGCGACCAUACACACGAUGACGAGUGUCCACAGUGUGAAGCCCUCGACAAUGUGCUGGCCGAUAUUGGAGAUGUCUUCAAUAACGAUGCCAUUGCCAUUGCAGAGGAUGAACUAGUGGAUCUCCGGUACACCUGCCAGAAAGCGACACAAGAUGCCAAGUCAUGGAAAGGGCACCAACUUCGAAGCAUCACACAAGAUGAGUCUCGACUAGAUGUUCUGAGGCGGCUUGAUCAGUCAUCUGUGCUUAUAACAAACGACUGGGCAAUGAAGUUUCUACCUCAGAAGUACAGGGAAUCACAGUCGGACUGGUUUGCAAAACGAGGGAUCUCCUGGCACAUCAGCGUAGUUGCGAGAAAGGUCGAGAAUGUUAUGGAGACACAAACCUUUGUGCACCUAGUGGAGAACUGCAGUCAAGAUGCUUCCGUUGUGGUCAGGAUCACUGAGCAUGUGUUGCGCACACUCCACGAAGACAGCGCCAUGAUUACCAAUGCAUACCUGCGACAGGACAACGCGGAGUGCUACCAUAGCGGGUCCACACUGACAGCAUACCUUCACAUGGAGUGCAAAACUGGUGUCAACGUCUCACGAGUGGAUUUCAGCGAACCACAAGGUGGAAAAGGCCCAUGUGAUCGUAAAGCCGCCACCAUCAAAGCUCACGUUCGACGGUUUAUCAACGAAGGUAACGACGCGACCACAGCGCGGAAGCCGACAUAUAAUUAACUAAGAUUUCCGAUUAUACGCCACCCCUCCAAAAACUUCUUAUGCUAGGAGCGGUCAUCUCAUUGGACGAUUCUAAAUGUAAUUGACGUUUCAGCAAGAAUACUGGCAAAGGAUUGGAUAACUUUGAUCUCUGACGUCACUUUCCUGUGAUAUUGCUCGAAACCAAAUACAGUACCGUUUCGUUCCUGCGGGGAACGAAACAAAAAAUGGCAGAUUUAGACCUGCGUGAGAAAUGCUAAUUGGAAGCAAUUCAAUAAACUGGCACAUGAUGAUUUCUCUUCACUAAAUUAAAAUUCCACGCAUUGAGGAAAUCUUGUACGAAAUGAAAGUGAAGUGCAUUUCAAAUCACGCACAGACAUUGAUGUCAUAAACCCUGAUCUGAUAGGCUAACACAGAUUACGCCCUAAUUAAAAGUUCCUUGAAUUUCGCUUUAAAUAUAAAUUUGACAUUCAGCUACUUCCCAGUUACAUUCGAGUUCUGUGUCAAAAUGUCCAGACAUCUUGCGCUUAUUUUGCUGGCCGCUGCUUUAAGCAGGUAUGUAUGUACAAUUUUCUUGAUAUAGCAUAUAGAUUGAUUUAAGUUCUAUUUAUCUAGAUCUAUACCGAGUAUUGCGCUUCAUUUGCAUAGUCUGCGCAAUUAAGAAUUACAUGCAAAGAUUCAAAGAUUCAACUGCGCACAACAUGAUUAUGCUUUAAACUAUACCACGAUUUGGGGACGAAUUGUACAGCUUGUGCUUGUGUGGGAAAGUUGAUAUAUCAUGAUAAUAUUAAAACCCAAAAUCGCUCAUGCGCAACAUGUUGUUGCAUGUCAAUACGUGUUGUAUUACGGCGCUCUUUUACAUUAGUAUUUGAUAAUUUCCAAAAUCCAUUUUAGGCUAUUAAUGCGCAACCUAGCACAUGCACAUUCACUUCUAAAGUAUUUGU
This is a messenger RNA of Paramuricea clavata, 3580 nucleotides long. The record is from the annotation of a GenBank genome assembly. NCBI's taxonomy places the organism in Eukaryota, Metazoa, Cnidaria, Anthozoa, Malacalcyonacea, Plexauridae.